AUGUUUAAUGAAGGUAAAACUGUCCAAAACAUCUUCAAACUCAUCUUCAAACAAACCUCCAUUCAAACCUGUUGGUCAACACCAGAGGUGGAGAGGGAGACGUUCUGCUUGGUUAACCCAUGGGAUGUCGUAUCAGAUGUGGUGCUUGGAGAGCUCCAUGCUGCACUGGACUUGGGCGCCACUUCAUCGCUGUCACCGCCAGAGGAUCCAGGGAUUUGCAGUGGAGCCAGGCCCAAGGCCCCGGCCCAUAGCUCCACUCCAGAACCAGCCGAUCCACAGGCCCAGCCGUCGUGGUCAGAGGUGGUGCGCCGCGGCCGCAAAAAAGAUGCAGCUGAGGUUUCUCCGGAACCUCCGUUACCCGUCUCCAACCGCUACACCAUCCUGUCAGACAAGUCUCCACCCCACUCGGUCUCCUUUCCGGCUGCUGCUGCUGGCCCACCUGUGGCCAGGACUGUUCACACGACUCGCCGCUCUGCCACCGGGAAGGACCGCCGUAAGAUACUGAAGGAGGCUGAGAUCAGACGCUCCGGAGGCCUCCCGCGGGCUUCUUCCACUCUCCACCCCUGUUCGGAGGGUAUACAGGAGCCUACACCCUCAAAGGGUCACACCCUAGACCUGGUCAUUUAUAGUGGUCUCUGCCCUGACAGCUUUGAGACAAAGGGUGGUCUUGGUGCUUCAGGGCCUGAACGACUCCGUGACAAACCGUCACUGUUCUUCGCCCUCGCUCUGACGUCGUACCUGUUCACCAUCUUCGUCAACGUGACGCUCGUGGUCACCGUGUUCCUGGACAAAGCGCUCCACCAGCCCCUCUACGUCUUCCUGUGCAACCUGUGCUUCAACGGGCUCUGUGGGGCGUCCAGCUUCUACCCCAAGCUUCUCCACGACCUGCUGGCCGCCGACCACGUGGUGACGUACGCCGGCUGUCUGACUCAGGUGUUCGUGGUCUACAACUACGUUUUCUGCGAGUUCACCAGUCUGACCGUCAUGGCGUACGACCGCUACCUGGCCAUCUGCCGGCCGCUGCAGUACGGGGUGCUGAUGCCGGCGCGGCGCGUGGCCCAGCUGUUGCUGCUCACCUGGUGCUUCUCGCUGUUGGAGACGGCGGCCGGCGUGGCGCUGACGGCCAGCCUGCCGCUCUGCGGACGCCACAUCAAGAAGAUGUUCUGCACCAACUGGGAGGUGGUGAAGCUGUCGUGCAUCGACACGACCUUCAACAACAUCUACGGCUUCGUGCUCAUGUUCUCGCACCUCUCUCAGACCGGACUCAUCCUGGUCUCCUACACCCACCUGGUCCGGGCCUCGCUCCGGUUGCGCUCCGACAGCAGGAAGUUCGUCCAGACGUGUGUGCCGCACCUCGCCACGCUGCUCAUCUUCACCGCCUCGCUGAUGUUCGACAUCAUGUACUCCCGGUACGGCAGCGGCAAGUCGCUGCAGUCGCUGCAGAACGCCAUCGCCGCAGAGUUCCUGGUGGUCCCGCCCCUCAUCAACCCCAUCAUCUACGGCAUCAACCUGCACCAGAUCAGGACCAGCAUCCUCCACAACUUCAGCCACAAACCAGAGAGCCUGAGAGCGCUCUCCUGA
Messenger RNA from Anoplopoma fimbria (sablefish), 1581 nucleotides. RefSeq names its product olfactory receptor 2G6-like. Gene Ontology annotation, cellular component: membrane. Lineage: Eukaryota; Metazoa; Chordata; Actinopteri; Perciformes; Anoplopomatidae. Gene Ontology annotation, molecular function: olfactory receptor activity; G protein-coupled receptor activity. The record is from RefSeq and is a predicted model, not a curated record. Gene Ontology annotation, biological process: G protein-coupled receptor signaling pathway.